This is a messenger RNA of Girardinichthys multiradiatus, 2833 nucleotides long. RefSeq names its product rubicon like autophagy enhancer (gene rubcnl). The coding region runs from base 367 to 2616 and encodes 749 amino acids. The record is from RefSeq and is a predicted model, not a curated record. Gene Ontology annotation, molecular function: phosphatidylinositol phosphate binding. NCBI's taxonomy places the organism in Eukaryota, Metazoa, Chordata, Actinopteri, Cyprinodontiformes, Goodeidae. Gene Ontology annotation, biological process: autophagosome maturation; autophagosome-endosome fusion; autophagosome-lysosome fusion. Gene Ontology annotation, cellular component: intracellular membrane-bounded organelle; autophagosome membrane. The transcript has 17 exons.
CUGACCUCAAAAGGAAAGGCUGUCUUAAUGUCACUGAGGCUGUUCGUGUUAUUUUAACCCUUUUAUAUUCCAGAUGAGUAAAAUGGAUUUUACAGUCUAAGUACAUGUUGGAAUAUUUGUGGUCAGUUCUGUUACUCUAGUAAAAGGAGGUGAAGAAGACCUAAAGCGUUUUGGCCUCUCUGCUGUAAGGAAAAACAUUACUGUGUGUUUAACCACAGAAGGCACACUGCAGUGUUGAAUACAGGAAGUGCUAAUCAACCGCCGGUCUUCCUUUCUGCAGCAUUCAGUGGAUAAGAAGCAUCUUGAGUUGUCUUGCUGGACUCUAACAGGUUUCCUCGGUGCCAGAGGUCAGGAGUCCACGGCACGAUGGAAAGCUACAACAGGUUGACAUCCUCUCCGUACAGAUGUGGGUAUGUCAUCUGGUGUUUGGACUCUGCAGAGUCACAAACGCCUCCAACUGGACCUACAGCAGGCUCAGAACAAACCGAAGCUUUUCCUAACCAGAGCCUGGAGCCGACCAAUUUGGGUUCUAUCCCAUCUCAGCUUUGGUCACCGCAAGAAAUCAGUGGAGAAGAAACAAAUACAGCAUUUAACCUUUUACAUCCACAAAAACAGCUCACAAGGAGGAAAUGCACCAAAAUCUCCAAAACCUCCAGACAUAACCCUGAGAACAGAGAGAAAGCCAACGUUCACCAUGAUGACAGCAACCUCACGGGCCAUGAAAGGGACUCAAAACGUUCACCAGCUGCUGUUCCAAACCAGGAGGAACCUUCUCAUUUCAAGGAUGAAACUUUUCUCCUACCCAGGAGCAGUCCAGUCAUCUCUAGACGCAGCAAGCCAGUCUCUUGGCAAGAAAAAGAAACCAGUCCAUCUAAUUUAUUAAGCAUGGACCUGUCCUCUGCUUCCUCUGGUUCAUCAUCUUUUGAACAGCGUGAGUGUCUGACGUCUACUGGUAAGGAGGAUGUGAAGCCCCAGGCGACCUUCUGUCACCAACCAUUCAAACCCAGGGUGGAGGGUAAGAAGCCAUGUGUUUCUACAAUAUCAAAGCUGAACAAGAUCCUAAGUAGCCAGGACCGAGCCAGCAGAACGCCUCAGCGAUCUGAGAAGGAGCACAGAGGAUGGAGCCUAAACAGCUGCAUUACACCUGACAGGACAGGCCACUCCUCAACACCUCAUGGCAAAGACAGAAGCUGCUCUGACAUCCUGGAUUUACCUGCAGACAUCUUCAAGACCAGCUGUGAGCUGGACAAGGAGAAUGCUCACUUUGUUGUGGUGGACAUGAUGCUGGAGGUUCUGGAAGGUGUCAAGUGGACUCUGAGCUUUGACUCCAUGAUGGACAAACACUGCAGCGUGUGCACAAAGAGACAGAGAAUCUCUGAGCAACCGAACCUGACGCAGAGACAGACCGGUCAAACGCGCAAACCCGGACAGGGUUCCAACGGAUACAGUCCUCAACUUCUCAGCUGCAAGCUCAGGCUUUUAGUUGACCAGACGAAGCCGUCGCAGAUAGACUCACCGGAACACAUAUGGGUUAAAGACAAUGAGGAACAAGAAACUGAUGACAGUAAACCUCAAACAAAGAGUCCAUCAAUCCUUUCUACUGACAGCGGGUUUGAAGACUGUGGAGUAGGCACAGUUUUGAUGCCAAAAGAUUUGAUCAGAAAUGCAGAAUGUCUGGCCCAGCAGCUGGUGUUGGAGUUCAAAAGGAAGUGGCUACCUUCCCAUGUACUUCGGCGAGGGCGGCAGAGCCUCGGUAGCUCACUGCAAGAGCUGCCAGGUACUGAAGGUGUGGAGGUAAAGACUGGGAGCCUAAUGGAGGAGAUCCAACUGAGGGCCAGGAUGAGAGGAUCCCUGAACUGGACACCACCAAGUUUCCAGAUCAUUUUCUCUGUCCAGCCACCACAUAGACGGAGUGAAGUGGUGGCCUUACAACAUUACCUGUGUGCAGGCUGUGGAACAGAGGUGGAGCCCAGAUACAUCAAAAAACUGCGGUAUUGUGAAUAUCUAGGAAGAUAUUUCUGUGACUGCUGCCACAGCGGCUCAGAGACAGUUAUUCCUGGUCGGGUUCUGGCCAACUGGGACUUUAGCAGGUACUCUGUGAGCGAUUUCUCCAAGCAGUUGCUGGACUCAGUGUGGUGUCAGCCUCUAUUUGACCUCACCUCUGUGGGAAAGGUGCUGUAUAGCAAAGUGAAAGAGCUGGAAAGGUUCAGGGAGCUGAGGGAGCAGCUGAUCAGCAUCAAGAAGCUGCUGAAAGCCUGUAGAUUAUCUAAAAGGGUGUUGGCUGAGUUCGAGCCACUUCCUGUUCACCUGAUGGAGGAGCCUCUUCUCUUCUCUAUGGAAGACCUCCAGAAAGUUAAGAAGGGUCAGCUGGUGGCACAGGCUCGAGCAGUGCUGAACUAUGCUAUGAAACAUGUUGAAAGCUGUGAGCUGUGUAUGGGCCGAGGUUUUAUCUGUGAGUUUUGCCGGAUAAAGGACGUCAUCUUUCCAUUUCAGAGAGACAUAUGCAAGCAAUGUGCAGUGUGCAGGGCCUGCUUUCACAUAGAAUGUUUUCUGGGAAAAAGGUGUCCAAAAUGCACUCGGAUCCAGUCCCGAACAAAAGGCCAGAUGAAUUCAUGAAGUGUGGUCUGAAAAGAGGUCUGCUGCUGGAAGCCACUACACCUCUGUGGAAUACCAUCCUAAAACAGUGCUGUUACCUUUUUAUUAGUGUUUCAUAGUUUUAAAUUUCUUUCCUUUUAAAUACUUCUUUUUAUUUAUUUAGGCUAAAAUCUACAUGUUCCUUUUGUAAAACUAUUGUCAUUUUAUUUUUCCCACCAGUAGUAAAGAUUUAAACAAU